AGGUAUUUGUGUAUGAUCAGAACUUGGUAGCACCUUGACAUGUUCAUUUGAACAGUUGGCGCGCCAAAUUCAGCCAAUCAGCAGGCCGCAACUACUCACGUGGUCUCGAAGGAAACCAAUGAAAUGAUCGUCUAGCCCCAUGCCUCUGAACUUGAGUAGGUACCUGAACCUUUAUAGGUAGGCUUCAAGUUCAAGUUCAGGCUUCACUGGUGCCAGCAACAGAAAGGAAGGAGGAUCUGUGAAAGUGGCGUGCCAGCCCACCAGCUUUCUCAGUUUCUCAGUUUCUAAGUUUCUGCGUCACAAUAAAAAACGUCUCAUCCUUCAUGUAAAUUGAGGGGUGAUUCGGGCAAGUCCCCCGUCCUCUCGACAAGCAAGAGGAACUAAAGCUAAGGACGCGCUACAGUAGUGACCUUGCUGUACAUUCCAUUGUUGGUCAAAAUGAUGCAGCGUUCAGACUUAAAAAGCAGGUGGGUUGUACUUGUGUUGACGGCCGUCAUCCUCGCGGGCAGUUACUUCAACUAUGAUGGGCCGGCAGCCCUCAAAGCUCCCCUGCAGGAGACGCUGCACCUGAGCGACACCCAGUACAACCUGCUGUACUCAGUCUACUCCUUUCCGAACAUCGUCUUGCCUCUCUUUGGGGGUUUGCUGGUCGACCGUUGCGGAACAAAAGCCAGUCUGAUACUGUUCGUCAGCACUAUAGUGCUCGGUCAAGGGAUCUUUGCUGCUGGAGUUGCCCUGCGCCGCUAUGACAUUGCCUUGGUGGGGCGAACCGUCUUCGGCAUGGGAGGGGAGAGCCUGACGGUGGUCCAGACCACGAUCCAGGCAGUCUGGUUUCAAGGGAAAGAGAUGGCGUUUGCCAUGGGGCUGGGCUUGACCGUGGCCAGGUUGGGCAGCGUGAUCAACGAUUGGGUGAUGCCCGCUAUCUAUCAGUCAGGGGUGCCGGGAUUAUUGCCUCCGCUGGAGCCAGCUUCAGCACUGUCCUUUGGCUUCUUCAUCACCCUGCUGUCCCUGGGGUGCGCGCUCGCGCUGCUGCUGCUCGAGGUGCGCACCGACCGCUUCCUGGCCGCACAGCACAAGCGCGAGCAGGCGCAGCCCCUCCUCCACGACACCGCCGCCGGCGCCGAGGCGGUGGUGGAGCACAUGUCGCUGGCGGACAUCCAGCACUUCUCCGCCUCCUACUGGCUGCUCACCGUCAGCUGCGUGGUGGUGUACGCCACCAUCCUGCCGUUCAACAACGUGGCCGCGGGAGUCAUCAUGGGCAAGUACGGCGUGAGCCUGGAGGUGGCGGACCGGCUGAUGUCCAUUCCGUACCUCAUCGCGGCCUGCAUCAACCCCUUCAUGGGCACAGCUGUGGACCUCCUCGGCUACCGGGCCGUCAUGCUCACCGCGGGCGCCGCCGCCCUUGCAGCCGUGCACCUCUCCCUGGCGUGGACCAUGGUCCCCGUCGUGCUGCCGCUCGUGGCCAUGGGUCUCUCCUACAGUGCGUACGCCGCGGCGAUCUGGCCGUCCAUUGCGCUGGUGGUGGACGGCCGCGCCAUGGGGACGGCCUUUGGGCUGACGACGGCCGUGCAGAACGGCGGCAUGGCCAGCAUGCCCAUCGCGGUGGGCACGCUGCGGGACACCACCGGCAGCUACCAGGCGGUGGAGAUUUUCUUUGCGUGCGUGGCGAUGGUUGGGGUUGCCGUUGGCGUCGCUCUCAACGUGGUGAAUCAUCGAGCCGGGGGCGGGCUGAACCGUGUUGCCAAGAGGAGAGACGCGCUGGAGAAGAAGCUGGAAGCGGUCAUCCGGGAGGACCUCGAGGCGGACAGUCAAAGUCGAUAGCAGCGCUACGAAUUCGCGGAUCAUUGCCGUGACAAGGGGCUGAUCUUCAGCAUCAUGGCAUACAGAUGGGUGCAGGUGCUUUUUGGCUAUUUGACAGCGAAGGAUUGAGGUAUUGCGUGCUUAUGGUCGACCAUAGCAGAUUGGAGGAUGUAGUGGUAGAUAGUUAAAACCUGAGCCUGUGAGGAAAUGGUUGAGGAUUAAGGGAUAUGUUGAGCAACAGGUAUUGCACACCGUGACACAUGCAUGUAUCAUAUCAUUGCCUUCGGUUGAGGAGCAAAUUUGGAUUUAAGAGCUGAUCGCGUAAAGAUAGCGGACUUUAUUGUCGGGAUGUUGAGUUCGAUCUACGAUAUAGAGUACCUUGUAGCUUUGCUAGCUCGCACAAACUCACAUGCAGUGUAUGUGAUGUAGUAAUUGUUCAAAAUACAGCCAGGAUUAUCUCGCAGUUGGGCCCGGG
This is a messenger RNA of Klebsormidium nitens, 2275 nucleotides long. The record is from the annotation of a GenBank genome assembly. Lineage: Eukaryota; Viridiplantae; Streptophyta; Klebsormidiophyceae; Klebsormidiales; Klebsormidiaceae.